Messenger RNA from Knipowitschia caucasica, 399 nucleotides. NCBI's taxonomy places the organism in Eukaryota, Metazoa, Chordata, Actinopteri, Gobiiformes, Gobiidae. The record is from the annotation of a GenBank genome assembly.
AUGUCAUUGGCCCAGCGUGUGCUCCUCUCCUGGAUCUUUGCCCUCAUGUUCCUCAUAUUGCUGGUCCUCAAACUGGAGUCUAAAAUCAAAUGGAACUGGUUUCUGAUCUUCCUCCCUGUGUGGACUUUUGACACAGUGCUCAUCCUCAUGCUGGUAGUGAGGAUGGCGGGCAGGUGCAAGGCAGACCCGGAGCCUCGGGAGGGCGAGCACAGCCUGGUGCGGCGGCUGUGGUACCUGAUGGCGCUGCUGUUGAAGCUGGCCUUCUGUGUGUUUCUGUGCUGCAGACUGGAGAGGCUCACGGACGUGUGGGUGAGUGUGGUGUGUGUGCCGCUCUGGGUGCUGCUGGGAGGGGCACUGGUGGAGCUAGGGCACAACGUCUUCCACUUCAGGAGGGACUGA